Manis javanica (Malayan pangolin) is the source of this 1451-nucleotide messenger RNA. It is a transcript of the gene PRELP, whose product is annotated as proline and arginine rich end leucine rich repeat protein. Gene Ontology annotation, molecular function: heparin binding; protein binding. The record is from RefSeq and is a predicted model, not a curated record. Gene Ontology annotation, cellular component: extracellular exosome. NCBI's taxonomy places the organism in Eukaryota, Metazoa, Chordata, Mammalia, Pholidota, Manidae.
AGAAGGACAGCCAGGCAAACGCCAGCCAGCCAGCACCACUGGCCGAUCAGAGCUUCUAGGGCUCUGGGCUUCACAGCUCGCCGGAGGGUGGGGAGGAAGAGGGGGGAGCCUUGCUGGGGACCAAGCCCAGAGCUGAGAGGAGAGGCAGGCGCGCAGGUGGUCACCUGGACCAUGAGGUCAUCCCUCUGCUGGCUCCUCCCACUUCUCCUGAUCUUGGCCUCAGAGGCCCAAGGCCAGCCAACAAGACGACCCCGACCAAGGCCCAGGCCCAGGCCCAGGCCCAGGCCUAGGCCCACACCCAGCUUUCCUCUGCCCCCUGAGCCGGCAGAGCCUACAGACCUGCCUCCUCCCCUCCCACCAGGCCCACCGUCUAUCUUUCCCGACUGCCCCCGGGAAUGCUACUGCCCCUAUGAUUUCCCGUCUGCCCUCUACUGUGACAGCCGCAACCUCCGGAAGGUGCCCGUCAUCCCGUCCCGCAUCCAUUAUCUCUAUCUCCAGAACAACUUCAUAACCGAGCUCCCGCUCGAGUCCUUCAGGAAUGCCUCGGGCCUGAGGUGGAUCAACCUGGACAACAACCGAAUCCGCAAGAUAGACCAGAAGGUGCUGGAGAAACUCCCGAGGCUGGCGUUCCUGUACGUGGAGAAGAACCAGCUCCAAGAGGUGCCCUCGGCCCUGCCCCGGAACCUGGAGCAGCUGCGGCUGAGCCAGAACCAGAUCUCCAGGAUCCCGCCCGGCGUGUUCAGCAAGCUGGAGAACCUGCUGCUCUUGGACCUGCAGCACAACAAGCUGAGCGACGGCGUCUUCAAGCCUGACACCUUCCAGGGCCUCAAGAGCCUCAUGCAGCUGAACCUGGCCCACAACACCCUGCGGAGGAUGCCGCCCAAGGUCCCCACCGCCAUUCACCAGCUCUACCUGGACAGCAACGAGAUCGAGGCCAUCCCGAGUGGGUACUUCAAGGGCUUCCCCAACCUGGCCUUCAUCCGCCUCAACUACAACAAGCUGUCCGACAGGGGCGUCCCCAAGAACUCCUUCAACAUCUCCAACCUGCUGGUGCUCCACCUGUCCCACAACAAGAUCAGCAAUGUGCCUGCCAUCAGCAACAGGCUGGAGCACCUGUAUCUCAACAACAACAGCAUUGAGAAAAUCAACGGCACCCAGAUUUGCCCCAACAACCUGGUGGCCUUCCACGACUUCUCCUCGGAUCUGGAGAACGUGCCGCACCUCCGUUACCUGCGGCUGGACGGGAACUACCUGCAGCCGCCCAUCCCACUGGACCUCAUGAUGUGCUUCCGCCUGCUGCAGUCCGUGGUCAUUUAGGCUGUGGGGGCCCUGGGUCUCCUCUGACCGCACUUGAAUGCUGGUGGGCAGGUGCCUAUGCCCACCGGGCAUUUCCUCUCUUUCUUUCCUGCUCCCAGCUUUGCCCUUCUCAUCCCACCUUCCUGAGGCAGGGA